CAGCUAAGCAGUAUAAAUAAUGCACAUAUCGUUUAUUAGAUGUUAAUUCGUAUAUCUUUGAGCAACCAAUUCAAAAAUUAUAACUUUCAAACAACUAUAAUGGAAUCAAAAUAUUUGCUGUUACUGUGCAUUGGGUUCGCAUUUUUAUUCAGUGUUUGCCACAGUUGCGAUUGUGAUUAUCAUUCAGGAGGUUGUACCAUAAGCAAAGGAGCAUCAAAAGAUGGCGAAACCUGUAAAUGCGUUUACAAAGGUGCAUGGACUUGUACCGGGUAUGAUGUUGGAUGCAGCGCUUCUCAGGCAAGCAUUUGUAAAGCAGGAUGUCGAAGCAGAGAUUGCUGCAAUGCUGGUGGAGGUGAUUGUGGUGGGUAUUGAACAUUUUGCAGUAUCACCAGUUCAUCAUUACUCUUCAUUGAACAUUUCAUAUACAAGUUGUUCGAAAGUUUUACAUAAAAUCUUACAAAAAAUACAUGCUAUUUUUAUCAAUUUA
Messenger RNA from Hydra vulgaris (swiftwater hydra), 487 nucleotides. The record is from RefSeq and is a predicted model, not a curated record. Lineage: Eukaryota; Metazoa; Cnidaria; Hydrozoa; Anthoathecata; Hydridae.